AUGCAUCUUCUCGUGGCAACGCCGCAUUUCGUUGUUACUCUUUGGGUAAUAUUCCACAUAAAGCAAAUAAACACGAAAGCAAUCGAGACACCAUCUAGUCCUACAGUUUCACAGAAUAAUAAUAAAUAUGCGCAAAGAAGAGAUGGAUACGACUACACUCCUCACACAAGUGGAGCAGGUCCAGUUGACAUCCAACACGUCUACGAUGGGGAUCAAUUCAACGUCAACGCAGGAUAUCAAGGCUACCAGCAGGAUAUCCAGCAGGACAUCCAGUACGAUGGCCACCACGAUAUUCACCAUGAUAUCCACCAUGAUGACCACCAUGAUAUCCACCAUGAUAUCCACCAUGAUGACCACCAUGAUAUCCACCAUGAUAUUCACCAUGAUGACCACCACGAUGUUCACCACGAUCACCACCACGAUCCUGGAUACUGGAAGAAGAAGGUGACGUGGAAGAAGGGCUGGAAAAAAGUCUGGAAGAAAGGGAAAAAGCAAAUCUGGAAGCCCAGCUGGAAGAAAUACUGGAAACCGAUCUGGGUGCCUACCAAGAAGCCUGGCUGGAAGGAGAUCCAGGUCCCCGACUGGAAGACGAUAUGGAAGCCAGUGUGGAAACCCAUCAAAGUGCCAGCUUGGAAGGAAAUACAGGUGCCCGACUGGAAGAAAAUCUGGAAGCCAGUUUGGAAACACAUAAAAGUACCAGCUUGGAAGGAGAUCCAGGUACCCGACUGGAAGAAAAUCUGGAAGCCCGUUUGGAAGGAAAUCCAGGUGCCUGCGUGGAAAGAGAUACAGGUACCCGCUUGGAAGCAACACUGGAUACCCGUGUGGGUGAAAGAAGCCAUCCAUGGCGACCACUACUUGGGCAAAGACCACGAUGGCGCUGAAAUAACCGCGCACGACCUCUGGAAGAAGAAACUCGUGUGGAAGCCGAUCUGGAAGCAGUACUGGAAGCCAGCGAAGAAGCAAGUUUGGGUGGCGGACAAGAAGCUAGAAUGGAAGGAGGCUUACAAACAGAUAUGGCGGACAGAAAAGAAGCAGAUCUGGGUGGCUGAUAAGAAGCUGGCUUGGAAGGAGGCUUGGAAGCAAGUGUGGCGUACUGAGAAGAAGCAAAUCUGGGUGACGGACAAGAAGUUGGAGUGGAAGCAAGCUUGGAAGCAAGUCUGGCGUACCGAGAAGAAACAGAUCUGGCUUCCUGACAAGAAGCUGGAAUGGAAGGAGGCUUGGAAGCAAAUUUGGAUACCAGACUGGAAGGAGAUUUGGCUUCCGGACUGGAAACUGAUAUGGCGGCCUGUUAUCAUCCAGGAGUGGUUCCCAUCUCCAGAUCAUCACGAUCAUCACCAUGAGGAACAUGGUUGGGAUCGGAAAGAUAACCAGUUGCAGGCUAGUCAAGUGAGAGCUCGAUAUGUGGUGCCAGAGGCUAAGGAGGCAGUUGGAAACGACCAAAGAUCUUCCAGAAAUUUGACUUUUCCUUCGUCGUGAGAAUGAGUAGGAUAGUCGGUGAUCCUUUUAUCUUUGUAAAUAGUAGUCUGUAGGUGUGAUUUAUCGACUGACUUUUGAGUGAAGUGUUAGAUUAGCUGUUUAAGGUUGUUUAUUAUUGAUUGUUGCAAUUACUGUAAAUACCUGAUAUUAUAUUUAUGAAUUUGUUGAUGAUGCAUUUUUUUGACCAACAAAAUUCCUAGUUCAGCCUGCUUGAUGAAAUGAAAUGACCAUGAAACGAAAUACAAUUGAUAUCU
Molecule: messenger RNA, 1730 nt
Organism: Phaedon cochleariae (mustard beetle)
Lineage: Eukaryota; Metazoa; Arthropoda; Insecta; Coleoptera; Chrysomelidae
Source: the annotation of a GenBank genome assembly